AUGCAAGGGAAGAGAAUUGUGAAGCGUUCAAAGAAGAUGGAUGUUGAUGGGACGAUGGAAGUUCACUUGCAAGAAGAAAUAAUUAUGGAUAUUCUCAGCAGGCUACCGGUACUGUCUCUUCGACGAUUUAAAUGUAUUUCGAAGUAUUGGAUGACAUUGAUAUCCGAGCCUUACUUUACAUUGAAGCAUCUCAAUCAUGCGAAGAAUAACCAAAAUUCUCAAAAAAUUCUUGUUCUUCAUGGAGAGUUUCCCUUGCAUUGUUCUUCUUUAUCAUCGGCUUCUUUAUCGUCAGUUCGAUUGGCUGAGGAUGUACGAAAACUUGAUUGGCCUUCUAAUCCUAGACCAUGGAGGUUCAGAAUGUAUUGUUGUUACGAUGGCUUGGCUCUUAUCAAGUUACAAUUUUCACUGUCAAAAGAUUACUCUUGCGGACUGGGAUAUGACUCGACUAGUGACGACUAUAAGAUCCUUAAGAUUGACGACACAGCACAUUGUGAAAUUCUGACGCUGAAAAGUGGUUCCUGGAGGAAAAUUGAUAAACGUCCUGCUGGUGUUUUCCCUGUGUUGUCUGAUACCGAAGAUUCUCUGGCAUUUGUACAUGGCACGUUUCAUUGGCUUGAUUCGUCACUGGAAAAAACGUUGAUUUCAUUUAGUAUUUCAAAUGAUAUGUACGGAGAGAUACCGUUGCCUGAAGGAAUGUCCUUGGUUUUCAACAUGAAUCGUAUAAAUGGUGCUUCGGCAUUGGAAGGAAUGCUUUGUGUAUAUUCUACUCAUAUUCGUCGAGGAUCCACACAUUCAAGUUAUGGAUACUGA
This is a messenger RNA of Capsicum annuum, 810 nucleotides long. Its product is annotated as F-box/kelch-repeat protein At3g23880-like. Gene Ontology annotation, molecular function: protein binding. NCBI's taxonomy places the organism in Eukaryota, Viridiplantae, Streptophyta, Magnoliopsida, Solanales, Solanaceae. The transcript has 3 exons. Bases 1 to 810 code for a protein of 269 amino acids. The record is from RefSeq and is a predicted model, not a curated record.